Messenger RNA from Sclerotinia borealis F-4128, 570 nucleotides. The record is from the annotation of a GenBank genome assembly. Lineage: Eukaryota; Fungi; Ascomycota; Leotiomycetes; Helotiales; Sclerotiniaceae.
AUGGUCUCCAAAAAUCAUAUCUACGAGACCGACGAAGACGGCUCUACUAUCUACACUGCCAUGACUCCCCCAUCUACCAUUAUCGACACUCUUAUCUGCGAUCCGACACCCUUCAACAACGAUGCUGAUAACAAACAUGCAUCCAGUUCCGUCCCAUGGCCCAACCAUACCUUCCUCCUCCGUGCCUCCUUCUCCGGACACCUCUUAACUCUCUCCUCUGGGACCAUAUUCCUCGGGCCCCCAGGCAACCAGCACGAAAGCAUUCACUGGAAAUGCAUCGAAGACAAAGGCUGGUUCUAUUUCCAAAAUACUGCAUCAGGAUGCUAUCUCGGGCACAAUUUCCAUGGCAACAUUAUUUGUUCUUCCAAGAAACACUAUGGAUGGGAGCGAUUUUCUGUGCGAUUGAGACCGGAAGGAGGCUAUUAUUUAAUGAUGAUGCAUUUCGACCGGUUGUGGAAAGUAGGGAUCAAGGGAGGCAUUUUGGCAAAGAUUGCAGAAGGGGAGUCGGGGUUGGUUAGGGAGGGGGAAGAAGAGGGAGAGGUAAUUGUUUGGGAAUUCGUCAAAGUUUAG